AUGUGGUCGAAUACGGGUCCAGCCCGUGUCCAGCGCGAGAUCAACACGGCCAUGCACAUGAGGAGCGUGAACGGGGAGCCGGUGGAUCGUGGCUUCAAGCUCUGGCUGAUCGAUGAGUCCUGGUCGAAUCUGUGUGCCGAGAUUGAGGGACCGCCGGGCUCUCCCUACGAGGGUGGAGUGUUCGUUGUCAAGAUUCUGGUGCCGGAGACCUAUCCGGUCGUGCCACCAAAGGUGGAAUUUCGGACGCGCAUCUGGCAUCCGAACGUCUCGCCGGAAUCGGGCGCCAUCGGGCUGAACAUACUGGGCAAGGCCUGGUCGCCCGAUAUGUCGCUCCGCACCAUCCUGAUGGCCGUGAGGAACAUCAUUGCCAUUCCGGACAUGGCGACACCCUUCGACGACGACGUGACGCGUCAAUACAGCCAGAGGCAUGAGCUGUUUGUGCGCACGGCCAAGCACUGGACCCACCGAUAUGCCAACGGACCCAACUGCAUACCCGAGUUCGAUGCGAAGAUCCAGACCCUCAUGGACCUCGGCAUGUACGAGUCGCUGGCACGCUCCACACUCUCCAAGAAGGACUGGCACGUGGACAGGGUCUGUCACAACUUUUCAUCUCUGAAGCGAGCAUCCAGCGAGGAGCGGGCUUAG
Messenger RNA from Drosophila subobscura, 645 nucleotides. RefSeq names its product ubiquitin-conjugating enzyme E2-22 kDa-like. Bases 1 to 645 code for a protein of 214 amino acids. The record is from RefSeq and is a predicted model, not a curated record. The transcript has a single exon. Lineage: Eukaryota; Metazoa; Arthropoda; Insecta; Diptera; Drosophilidae.